AUGUGGCGCAUGCGUGCUGGCGCCGGCAGGCGCGGGAGCUGCUGCGGCGGGCAGAGCCGCCCGGGCCGGGCUCGCGGGGGCGGCGACGGCAGCGGCGCGGGCUGGCGAGGCCGGGCGGGCGGCAGCCGCCAGCAGCUGGAGGAGCGGUUCGCUGACCUAGCCGCCAGCCACCUGGAGGCCCUGCGCGCGCGGGACGAGCGGGACCGGCAGAACGCGCGGCUGCGCGAGGAGAACGCCCGGCUGCGGCUCGAGAACCGGCGGCUGAAGCGCGAGAACCGCAGCCUCUUCCGUCAGGCCUUGCGGCUCCCCGGCGAGGGCGCCGACGGGGCGCCCGCGGAGGCGUCCAGGGCGACCCCGGGCUCCGAGGAGGCCGGCACGAACCGCAGGGCUAGAGGCGGAGGCCCCGGGGACGAGCCGGGCAGCCCGCGGGCCCUGCGAGCCCGGCUGGAGAAGCUGGAGGCCAUGUACCGCCGCGCCCUGCUGCAGCUGCACCUGGAGCAGCGGGGGCCGCGUCCGCACGAAUCUGGCUCGGGGCUCCGAGCCGCGACCCCGGAGCCCCCAGAGCCCUGACUGUAGCCCGCGGACGCAGCCGGGAGGGGCGUGGCUUCGUGCGGCCCCUCCCACUCCGCGCGCCGCCCCUCCCACUCCGCGCGCGGCUCCCCAGCUAGCGCCCGCCCCCGCCCGCCCCUGGCACUUCCGGGGGCGCUUCGCGUGCUGCGCGCCGAGGCCGAGAAGGAUGCGGGCCCUGUGGAGGCCCCAAGUGGCCGGAGCACCUGCUUCCUGCGCCUGCUGGUUUCCGCGGAGGGAGGCCUUGCAACGGAGUUUUGAAACAGCGAGGAAGGGGUGCUGGUCCCCACCUCCUAAGGCUUGAACUUCUCUCGGUGUUGCGAGGACCUGUUGUAUUUUUUCCUCUGUUUCGGUUCUUUGGGGGAUGAAUAAUGCAUUUUGAGUUGGUUGGGUUUGUUGCUCAUUCUUCAGUCCCCUAAAGCCUUCACCUGUUAUCUCUUUGGUGGUCAGCAUUCUCAUUUUUUUUUAUACGUCGAUAUUCCUUGGAGAUCCUAUAUAAUACCACCUUUUUAUUGAAAAGGUAGUAUUUAUAACUUAGGAACUCGCAUCUGCCCCGGCUCUGGUCCUUAUACAUCUAAUAUAUUUGAUUGGUUUACCCCCGGGGAUGUUUUAAGUAUCUCCCCAUAAGAGAUCCUUUGAAUUGGUAAAUAAAUCUGGUGCAUUAAAAAUAAGCGAAAAACAUCCCACGACCAUUAUUUGAAGUGUGUUAAAUUUUUACACGUUCCCUUAAGAAAUGGACCUGUGUAUAUUUUGCGUAUUUUAAUAUCCGAAUUUCGUUAUGUUUUGUAAACUAUCAUUUUCGCUUUAUGUAACAGUGGUGGUUUUAAAUAAUCUAAAGUUUAGAAGCCUAAACAUUAUUUCGUUAUUUCUUUUUACAUUUUAGACUUGACAUUAGAACAUAGUAGCUGUGUACUUGCUUUGACUUAUGUUUAAGAAUUUUUAAGAAAUUAUGAAUUGUUUGUAUAUCAAAAGCCCCAAAACAAAGUGAUUUAAGUCUCAAUUGUGAUUUCAAUGGCAAAAAAAAAAAAUUGUGAUGUAAUUAAAAUUACUUUAUCGCAUUUUGUUAAUGGAUAACACUAAGCAGUGAAGAGAAUACCAUUGUACUUGAUAAAAAUCAUGGAUGUGAGAGAGUGGUUAAAUGACAGAAAACAUUCAAGAAAAAAAAUUGUGGGAAGAGUUUUUGUUAGAGCUAGAAAAAAAGUCGUGAGUUAGUUUUUAUUUGUGGCAUAUUCUGAAAGUUUCAAAUAUAUAGCAUAUAUUACGAAACAAGGUGCCAAGGAAAAUAGGUUUGCGAUUUUUCUAGUCCUGGGUUUUGAAAACCUCAGGACUUCUAACUUUUGUUUAAAGGUAGUUGAUAUAGUUGUGAAUAUUAAAAUCUUCCCCGAUGACUCAGAAAUAUGAGACUAAACUUGGUGAGAAUAGGUAGGUAUACGAAAAGUAUUUCUAUCGCCUUUACUUCACUUUCUCAUAGUGAAAGAAAGAAAACAUCUUUAGGAGGCAGUAGGAAUUGAAAAAUAGGAAGGAGUCAGAUUGGCCCUACUGCUACUUAACUGUAACUUUGGUUUAAUUUUAAAACUUUUGGUUUAAUUUUUUUUAAUUAAUCUCUCUCUGCCUUAGUUUGCUCGACAUUAAAAUGAAUGUAACAUCUACCUCAAAAUGUGAUAAUUUUAUUGAGAUGCUAUAUGCAAAAUGCCUGUUUCAAAUUGCCCCAGCAGAAAGAAUUACAAUCCAAAACGUGAAAGUCAUAAAUGCAUAUUUCACUGACUAUUUCCCUUGCUUUAUGUGUUUAGUUCUUGUAUGACUUUAGGAGUAUUGGCAGAGAUAUGUAUAUUUUGAAUGAAUUGACAUUUUUCACUCCUUAUAAGCAAAUAAGGGAAAUAAAGCCCUAUAUAAUAAAGGAAUAAUGCAAUAAAAUUUUCAGAAAUAUUUGCAAAUUGUGGCAAAGUUGGGAAUAUUCAGCAACCAAGCAAAAUAUUUAGUUUAUGUAGUUUUUAAACACCUUUUAUCUUAAAAUCAUGUGCAAUGUAAGUGUGGUAAAAAAAUUUUCUAAAGUAAUGAGACACACACACAAAUGAGGGCUAUUUUUGAGCAUAAUUCCUGAAAAGUGUUAAAAAUUCUGAAACCAAAAUACCCCGUAAGAUGGGUUAAGGCUAAUAGAAAUUUCAACUUUGUUGAAUUUCUCUGUUGAUAACGCAUAAAGCAUUAUGUAGUAAUGUAAAAGAUGUUUUGUUAUAUCAAAAUAAGUACCUCUUUCAGAAAUGGGUAAAGUGAUUUCAUAAAAGUUUGAGCUAGGAUCUAGUUUGAUCUAAAAUAAACCAAAGCUGCAGAUUAUCAUACCUUGUUACAAUGACAUUUUCAUAAUUACAUAUUUGCUGUGCGGUGAAAAGAGGGCUUAUAAU
Messenger RNA from Equus quagga, 2966 nucleotides. RefSeq names its product tumor suppressor candidate 1 (gene TUSC1). The coding region runs from base 1 to 570 and encodes 189 amino acids. Lineage: Eukaryota; Metazoa; Chordata; Mammalia; Perissodactyla; Equidae. The record is from RefSeq and is a predicted model, not a curated record. The transcript has a single exon.